This is a messenger RNA of Mollisia scopiformis, 1131 nucleotides long. RefSeq names its product alpha/beta-hydrolase. NCBI's taxonomy places the organism in Eukaryota, Fungi, Ascomycota, Leotiomycetes, Helotiales, Mollisiaceae. The record is from RefSeq and is a predicted model, not a curated record. Gene Ontology annotation, biological process: biosynthetic process. The coding region runs from base 1 to 936 and encodes 311 amino acids. Gene Ontology annotation, molecular function: acyltransferase activity, transferring groups other than amino-acyl groups. The transcript has 2 exons.
AUGUCUUAUGAUACUACCGGAAUUGAGUACUUCACAGUUCCCAAUUUCAAAUUCGCAGGUGGGACGUCAAAAGAUGUCAAAAUCGCCUAUCGUUCAUUCAACCCCACUUCUCCCAAAAAAGUCCUUAUUCCAACUUGCUAUAGUGGACGUAUAAAUACUACCCUGAACUUUACUUCGGGAGCUUUAAAGGAUUACAAUGUUAUUGUCGUUGCUAUGCUUGGGAAUGGCGAGAGUUCUAGUCCCUCUAAUGACAAUGACUUCCCGAGUGACUACUCGCUUCGAUACCAGGACUGCAUAAAUUCUCAAUAUGAAUUGCUUACUCAACAUCUGGGCGUUAAAAGCUUGGAUGCUGUCAUUGGCUUCAGCAUGGGAGGACAACAGGCAUACUACUGGGCUGUGAUGCAUGGCUCAGGUCCUGAUCCAUUCCUUAAGCAUGCUGUUGCAAUCUGCGGAAGUGCUAAGACAUCUGGUCACAACUAUGCAUUCUUAGAGGGUCCAACAUCUGCUCUGAUUGCUAGCAAGGACUACGAUGGAGGAAGGUACAGGCAGAAUGGUGUCAAGCCUACACAAGGCUUGCGAGCUUUCAGCAGAGCUUAUGCUGCUUGGUUGUCCAGCCCGGAAUGGUUCAGACAAGAGCUCUGGAGGAGCACCGGUGCUGCGAGUUUGAAAGAUUACCUUCACCCCCCACCUGGCAAAGGACCACAUGAAAGCUGGGAUGCGGAAGACUUGCUUGUUUUGGCCAGGAUGUGGCAAGCUGGUGAUGUGGGUUCUAUAGCUGGGAAUGGAGAUUAUAAGAAGGCUUUAGAAGGAGUUACGGCCAGAGUUUUGGUUAUGCCGAGCAAGACAGACCAGUAUUUCCCUCCUGAAGAUGGAGAAGAGGAGGUCAAGUACUUGAAACAUGGUACUUUUGAUCCUAUUCCGACAAUUUGGGGGUAAGUCAUUUUCCAGAUUGUUACUCUCCCUCCCUAUGUUGGCUUUUGAAAUUCUUGUCUUGAGUAAUGGCGAUUUCUCGAUUUGUUACUACGUCUGAAACAUCCUUCGAUUCUUAAUACAUGGAAAAGGCUAGAUUAAUACUGAUCCCCGAUAUAUAGGCACCUAGGAGGCGGAGGGGCUAAUCCUGUCGAUGUGAAG